Phoenix dactylifera (date palm) is the source of this 981-nucleotide messenger RNA. RefSeq names its product 1,4-dihydroxy-2-naphthoyl-CoA thioesterase 1-like. Lineage: Eukaryota; Viridiplantae; Streptophyta; Magnoliopsida; Arecales; Arecaceae. Gene Ontology annotation, biological process: phylloquinone biosynthetic process. The record is from RefSeq and is a predicted model, not a curated record. Gene Ontology annotation, cellular component: peroxisome. Gene Ontology annotation, molecular function: 1,4-dihydroxy-2-naphthoyl-CoA thioesterase activity.
UCAACCUUGUACUAAAAAUUUUGAAACAUCGAAUAGCUCACAUGCUGCCUCACCCUGGCGCUCCACCUACCGUUUCGACCGCCGUCUCAGCCUCUUCCAACUACCCUUCCACAACGACUCCGUUCGCUUCUUAUUAAUCUCCCUUCCCAUCCAUACCCCUCGCUCCCCCUCCUAUCAAUCCCAACCCGGACGAUCCCAGCCGUCCGCCGGCACCGAUGACUACAUCCCCUGCGCCGUCCAAGACGGCGGAGAUCGACGCCGCCCUUCACGCCUUCGGCUUCGAGGUCGACGUCCUGUCCCCGGAUCGCGUCACCGGCAGGUUAAAGGUCACGGAAUCCUGCUGCCAGCCGUUCAAGGUGCUGCACGGCGGGGUGUCGGCGCUGAUAUCCGAGGGCCUGGCGAGCAUAGGAGCGCACAUGGCGUCGGGAUUCCGGCGGGUCGCGGGGAUCCAGCUCAGCAUCAACCACCACCGGAGCGCCACCGUCGGCGAUCUCGUCUUCGGCCAGGCUACUCCCAUCCACGCCGGCCGAACCGUCCAGGUAUGGGAGAUUUGUUUGUGGAAGUUAGAUCCAGUUACUUCUGAGAAGACAAUUCUACUGUCCUCAUCUAGAGUCACUCUCUUGACAAAUUUACCUGUGCCAGAGAGUGCCAAAGAUGCAGGGGAUGCUCUAAAGAAAUAUGCCAAGUUAUAAGCUGGAUGUCACGGUGUGUUCUGUUGCAAACUCAUUGUGAAAAGGGAAAAGCCAAAUGAAUGUUCUCCAAUUUCAAAUUAUUUCUCUCUUGUAUGUCUGGAGUUAAUUAAAACUAUACCUCUUCAUAGAAACAUGGUCAGUGGUUAUCUAGCUCAGAAAUUAAAUGCCUUACAGGCUAGUUAGAAUCUAGAGGUACAUUUAUUCGAUAUAUAAUAACUGAGCAGUGUUUCUCCAAAUUUGUUUCUCUUGAAAAAAAUAAAAUAUGAAUGCACUAGAACUUCAAAAGGAA